CAGGCAGCUUGCCGAGACAUGGGAGCAGAGCUUGUAACUAUUUAUUCAGAAGAUGAAAAUAACUAUAUCAUAGAAAGGGCCAAGAUCAUGAACUCAGAUUUCUGGUUAGGAGCCAAUGACAGAGUACUGGAGGGAACAUUUGUCUGGGGAGAUAGUUCUGAUCCAGUGAUCAUACAUAACUGGCGUUAUUUGGAACCGAAUGGUGGUACUGAGGAAAAUUGUGUUUACAUUACUAAAACAUAUAAUUUUUAUUGGGGUGAUUUAAGAUGUUCUACAAGUUUACCCUACAUAUGUGAACACGCUCUUUCAGAUUGUCCACUUGGAUGGGUGAUCCCUGAAAAUAUGACUUCAAGCUCCUGCUAUUUAUUCAGUACAGAUAGUAAGAAUUGGGAAAGUGCACAGAUUGAAUGCCAUAACAAUGGAGCAGACCUUGUAGCUAUUAACUCAAUGGAGGAAAUGCUUUAUAUUAAGGAACAAGCGAAAGACAGGAAUUCACAUUUUUGGCUAGGAGCCAAUGACAGACUGAACGAGGGAAUAUUCGUAUGGGGAGAUCAUAAUGAAACUUUGUCCGUAGCUGAUUGGCUGGUAUUCCUUCCAAACGGCGGCACAAAUGAAAAUUGUAUAUAUAUUAGUAAAACUUUCCGUUUCAAUUGGUUUGACAUUACAUGUUCAAACAGUAAUCCUUUCAUCUGUAAACAAGGAUUAAAAUAGCAAACAGUUUAAGAAGAUAUGAUGAUGGUGAUAAAUGAUGAAGACAGGCAUUUAAUCAAUCAAUGAAAAAAAAACCAUAUUCGAUUGACUUUGUUAAUUUUUG
Mytilus trossulus (common blue mussel) is the source of this 814-nucleotide messenger RNA. RefSeq names its product C-type mannose receptor 2-like. Bases 19 to 711 code for a protein of 230 amino acids. Lineage: Eukaryota; Metazoa; Mollusca; Bivalvia; Mytilida; Mytilidae. Gene Ontology annotation, molecular function: signaling receptor activity. The record is from RefSeq and is a predicted model, not a curated record. The transcript has 6 exons.